Puccinia triticina is the source of this 672-nucleotide messenger RNA. RefSeq lists its product as uncharacterized. The transcript is spliced from 2 exons. The record is from RefSeq and is a predicted model, not a curated record. Bases 1 to 672 code for a protein of 223 amino acids. Lineage: Eukaryota; Fungi; Basidiomycota; Pucciniomycetes; Pucciniales; Pucciniaceae.
AUGGAGCAAGUACCACCAAUUUCCAACACUCAAAGUCCCGAAGCUUCAUCACUCAAACGGAAGCUUCCACUCGGCGCCAUAGUUUCACCCCUCAGCCCGUUUUUCAACGAAAGGGCCAAAAAUUGCGCACUGGAACAAGCCAAAGCAAAAGCUUUAGAAAUGGCACUCACUAUCAGCGAAAGCAAGAAUCGGUGCCGGUCCGAAUCUCAAAGCUCGAAACUUAGCGAAGCAUGUUCUAGCACAGGCUCAUUUUCGUCAUCAACAUCGUCGCACGACAGCCAACACUCUAUGGCAACGCCCAUCAGUACCCUGGAUGACGAAACACUUCCACCAAGUCUGCCACGAAUCUCGUACGAGGAUUGGAGUAAAUUUGGAAUUAAUCUCUUCACUCCAAAACUAUUAAACCCCCAUUCCAAAAUGUACUAUCACUAUCCAUCUGUCGAGAAAAAAAAGACCAACCUUAAUCACCUUACCGGCGGCAACCGACCCAGGUCAAAAUCUUCGACCGUGCACGGCUAUUCACCUCCACAAUUCCAAGACCAUCACAACACCAAUAGCCCUACAAACCCCCAUCCCAGCAACCAUACAAUGCAAACUCGACCGCAUCCCCGAAGUCCACUAACCCGAUUUAUCUCCCUGCGCCACCCCCUGGAGAGGAACUACACUCGAUAG